Molecule: messenger RNA, 2550 nt
Organism: Salarias fasciatus (jewelled blenny)
Lineage: Eukaryota; Metazoa; Chordata; Actinopteri; Blenniiformes; Blenniidae
Product: nucleoside diphosphate-linked moiety X motif 6-like
Exons: 6
Coding region: 20-1045 (341 amino acids)
Molecular function (GO): NAD binding; NADH pyrophosphatase activity; ADP-ribose diphosphatase activity
Source: RefSeq, a predicted model, not a curated record
UGGGAGCCUUCCUAUUUGCAUGUUCUCCCCGUGCAUGUGUGGGUUUCCUCCCACAGUCCAAAAACAUGUUUCAAGGAUGGCAGCCUUUGUGUGCAGACUGUUACCGGCGGUGAGAGCAGCGUGUACCGGGACCCGGGGCUCCUCCCGGGGCUUCUGCUCGGUGACAGGACCGUGUACCGGGACCGGGGGCUCCUCCCGGGGCUUCUCCCGCUCCGCCAGCCGCUGUCAGCUGCAGGCGGAGGGCUGCGGGGUCCUGGCGGGUCGGACGGACCGGUUCGGCGGGGUGACCGUGAACCUGGAGGAGAGCGGACUGUCCGCGGACAUCAGCGAAGGAGCGUUCAGCGACAUCCUGAGAGACUCCCUGGCUCAGUGGAAGGCAGAAGGGAAGGUGGCGGUGUGGCUUCGGGUCCCCAUCGCUCUGAGUCGCUGUGCGGCCGCCGCCGCCGCUCACGGCUUCGCCUUCCACCACGCCAAGCACGACCACGCCGUGCUGUCGCUGUGGCUCGGGCGGGGGGAGAGCCGGCUGCCCGGCUUCGCCACGCACCAAGUGGGAGUGGCAGGAGCUGUUGUCGAUGAGUCCAGUGGAAAAGUUCUGGUUGUUCAAGAUAAAAACAAGACCAAGAACGCCUGGAAGUUUCCGGGUGGAUUGUCCGACCCUGGAGAAAACAUCGGCGUGACGGCGGUCCGGGAGGUGCUGGAGGAGACGGGCGUCCGCUCGGAGUUCCGGUCGCUGCUCAGCGUGCGGCAGCAGCACCAGCACCCCGGCGCCUUCGGCAUGUCGGACAUGUACCUCAUCUGCCGGCUGAGCCCGCUCUCCUUCGACAUCCACUUCUGCAGGGAGGAGUGCGAGCGCUGCGAGUGGCUGCCGCUGAGCGAGCUGGCCGCAACCCACCAUACCACCCCCAUCACCAGCCGCGUCGCCCGCCUGCUGCUGCACGGCCUGCGGGUCGGAUUCCAGCACGUGGACCUGACCAUGGAGCAGCUGCCCGCCGUCUACUCCGGGAUGUUCUACCAGCUGUACCACAGACCCCUCCCCCAGCACUGAGCUGCUCCGUCACCUCCACCCGCCUUCUCCUCGUUCAGAUGACUGGUCACUGCGGUGAAUGGAACAACGUCCUGCAGGUCUUCCAGUUCUGCUCUCAGGACGCUGAGGAUUCUCAGCAUCUGGAGGACGAUUCUUUAGUACUCAUCUCAUUCAUUAAAAGGACUGGUCAGUGUGAACAUUCAGCUCAACGAUCUCAAAACACUUCUGGGUUUGGGUUCCCGCUGAAACUCUGAUUCUGUGAAGGGAGGAAGGAUUGAGACCGGUUCACCUCCACGAGAGGAAAACUAGUCAAACUCUUCACUUUCCCUUCUACCGACUUCAUAAGUAACAAGAAUUAUCUUCAAAUUUAUUCUCCCUUUUGCAUGGCUGACUGUUGCUUUCCGUGUGUGUGUGUGUGUGUGUGUGUGUGUGUAGGUUGCAUUCAGCAGGAGAGAUGAGGUGUUGCAGAGUCUCAGCUGGUUUUUAACUGCUCGCUGGUUUUACUGUUUUGCUGUGAAGAUGUGAAGUCGACUUGAAGCCGAGGUUUCCUGUUCGAUGGGAUGGUUCCUCUAUCCUCCUGGUUUCUCUCGUCUGAGGAGGAUCACGGUCUUCUGCUGGGUCAGGAUUGUCUCCUCACACUGUGUUCAACCUGUGGACGGUACUGGACACUCCGAGACCCGGUUCAGGUCCGAGCAGAAGGCUUCUGGUUCAAACACUGUAACAACACAAGCCGUAGAAGAGUUUCUCUCCCAACAUCCAGGUUUAGAGUUCUGGGACAGGGUUCUGGUUCUGGGGCUGGGUUCUGGUUUAGAGCUCUGGAGAACCAGGUUCUGGGACUGGGACAGGGGCUGUAGUUUGGUGGUCUGGGGAAUCAGGGUCUCAUUCUGGGGCUGGGUUCAGGUUUAGAGCUCUGAGGCAACACACUGCAGUUCUGGGUUCUAGUUUGCUGGUCUGGGGAAUCAGGUUCAGGUUCUGGUUUGGUGGUCUGGGGCAGCAGCUUCUGGUUCUGGGUUUCCCUCCUGGUUUUGGUCUCCGUCUCUGGGGCUUUAGCUUUUGGCAGACAUGGGGAGGAAGAGGAUGGCCUUCUGACCCGGUCCGGUCUUGUUUCCAGACUUGUACUGCCCGGUCCGCUUCAGGGCCACGUACAUGUUGGGGUACUUCCUGGACCGGUACGUGUUGUAGUUGUUGCUCUCCAGUCGCUCUAAGAAGUGACACUCGUCUGUGGCUCGUCUCUGGAGGGAACAGACACACGGAGAAGAGGUCCACGGUUCAGUUCCUGAACAACCUGAUCCUGAACUGAACUCGAACAAACGGAUCCUGAACCUGAACUUGAACAAACUGAUACUGAACAUCAUGUAACUGAAAUUUCACCACAAACUGUGAAAACAACAUUUCACCUCAUGAAAACGGUUUUUAUUGCUUUCUGCUUGAAUUCAUUUUGGGUUCAUUUUAAUUUGACUAUAUUGAUGAAUGUGUGAUUUAUUAUGAGAUUUUAAGUGUGAGCAUAAAUAAAUCAUUACACCUGA